Molecule: messenger RNA, 19923 nt
Organism: Acanthosepion pharaonis
Lineage: Eukaryota; Metazoa; Mollusca; Cephalopoda; Sepiida; Sepiidae
Source: the annotation of a GenBank genome assembly
AUGGAUUUUGGAUUUCCCCGCCCCAAAGAAGUAACUGUAACACUGAACAGCAAAUUCUACGACAACCGCGCCGCGGGAAACACAGACGCUAGGGAGCUUAUUGCCGAAUUGGAUCAACCCACAACAAAGAAAAAGCACCUCCUGAUCCUCUUCUUGGUUAUUUUUAAUCACUGCACAGUUUCACAAUUUAGAAUUAAAUAUUUAAAAAUAAAAUCCUUUCCACCCACUACGCCGUUUUUCUCCAACCGCCCACGGGUUAUCAACCAUUUUCAUCCUAUUUCCACUUUCUCGUUGUUUGCACGGGUUAUCAACCAUUUUCCUCCUAUUUCCCCUUUCUUGUUAUUUGCACGGGUUAUCUACCAUUUUCAUCCUAUUUCCCCUUUCUCGUUAUUUGCACGGGUUAUCAACCAUUUUCAUCCUAUUUCCCCUUUCUCGUUAUUUGCACGGGUUAUCAACAAUUUUCAUCCUAUUUCCCCUUUCUCGUUAUUUGCACGGGUUAUCAACCAUUUUCAUCCUAUUUUCCCUUUCUCGUUAUUUGCACGGGUUAUCAACCAUUUUCAUCCUAUUUCCCCUUUCUCGAAUUAUCAACCAUUUUCAUCCUAUUCCCCUUUCUCGUUAUUUGCACGGGUUAUCAACCGUAUUCACCCUAUUUCCCCUUUCUCGUUAUUUGCACGGGUUAUCAACCAUUUUCAUCCUAUUUCCCCUUUCUCGUUAUUCGCACGGGUUAUCAACCAUUUUCAUCCUAUUUCCGCUUUCUCGUUAUUUGCAGGAGUUAUCAACCAUUUUCAUCCUAUUUCCCCUUUCUCGUUAUUUGCAAGAGUUAUCAACCAUUUUCAUCCUAUUCCCCCUUUCUCGUUAUUUGCACGGGUUAUCAACCAUAUUCACUCUAUUUCCCCUUUCUCGUUAUUCGCACGGGUUAUCAACCAUUUUCAUCCUAUUUCCACUUUCUCGUUAUUCUCACGGGUUAUCAACCAUUUUCAUCCUAUUUCCCCUUUCUCGUUAUUCGCACGGGUUAUCAACCAUUUUCAUCCUAUUUCCCCUUUCUCGUUAUUUACAGAAGUUAUCAACCAUUUUCAUCCUAUUUCCCAUUUCUCGUUAUUCGCACGGGUUACCAACCAUUUUCAUCCUAUUUCCCCUUUCUCGUUAUUUGCACGGGUUAUCAACCAUUUUCAUCCUAUUUCCCCUUUCUCGUUAUUCGCACGGGUUAUCAACCAUUUUCAUCCUAUUUCCCCUUUCUCGUUAUUCGCACGAAUUCUCAACUAUUUUCAUCCUAUAUCCCCUUUCUCGUUAUUUGCAUGGGUUAUGAACCAUUUUCAUCCUAUUUCCACUUUCUCGUUAUUUGCACGGGUUAUCAACCAUUUUCAUCCUAUUUCCCCUUUCUCGUUAUUUGCACGGGUUAUCAACCAUUUUCAUUCUAUUCCCCCUUUCUCGUUAUUUGCACGGGUUAUCAACCAUUUUCAUCCUAUUUCCCCUUUCUCGUUAUUCGCACGGGUUAUCAACCAUUUUCCUCCUAUUUCCCCUUUCUCGAGUUAUGAACCAUUUUCAUCCUAUUUCCCUUUUCUCGUUAUUCGCACGGGUUAUCAAACAUUUUCCUCCUAUUUAACCUUUCUCAUUAUUUGCACGGGUUAUCAACCAUUUUCAUUCUAUUCCCCCUUUCUCGUUAUUUGCACGGGUUAUCAACCAUUUUCAUCUUAUUUCCCCUUUCUCGUUAUUCGCACGGGUUAUCAACCAUUUUCCUCCUAUUUCCCCUUUCUCGUUAUUCGCACGGGUUAUCAACCCUUUUCAUCCUAUUUCCCCUUUCUCUUUAUUCGCACGGGAGUUAUCAACCAUUUUCAUCCUAUUUCCCCUUUCUCGUUAUUUGCACGGGUUAUCAACCAUUUUCAUCCAAUUUCACCUUUCUCGUUAUUUGCACGGGUUAUCAACCAUUUUCAUGCUAUUUUCCCUUUCUCGUUAUUCGCACGGGUUAUCAACCAUUUUCAUCCUAUUUCCCUUUUCUCGUUAUUUGCAUGGGUUAUCAACCAUUUUCAUCCUAUUUCACCUUUCUCGUUAUUCGCACGGGUUAUCAACCAUUUUCAUGCUAUUUCCCCUUUCUCGUUAUUCGCACGGGUUAUCAACCAUUUUCCUCCUAUUUCCCCUUUCUCGUUAUUUGCAUGGGUUAUCAACCAUUUUCAUCCUAUUUCCCCUUUCUCGUUAUUUGCACGGGUUAUCAACCAUUUUCAUCCUAUUUCCCCUUUCUCGUUAUUCACACGGGUUAUCAACCAUUUUCAUUCUAUUCCCCCUUUCUCGUUAUUUGCACGGGUUAUAAACCAUUUUUAUCCUAUUUCCCCUUUCUCUUUAUUCGCACGGGUUAUCAACCAUUUUCAUCCUAUUUCCCCUUUCUCGUUAUUUGCACGGGUUAUCAACCAUUUUCAUCCUAUUCCCGCUUUCUCGUUAUUCGCACGGGUUAUCAACCAUUUUCAUCCUAUUUCCCCUUUCUCGUUAUUUGCAUGUGUUAUCAACCAUUUUCACCCUAUUUCCCCUUUCUCGUUAUUUGCAUGGGUUAUCAACCAUUUUCAUCCUAUUUCCCCUUUCUCUUUAUUUGCACGGGUUUAUUUUUGCACGGGUUAUCAACUAUUUUCAUCCUAUUUCCCCCUUUCUCGUUAUUUGCACGGUUUAUCAACCAUUUUCAUCCUAUUUCCCCUUUCUCGUUAUUUUACGGGUUAUCAACCAUUUUCAUCCAAUUUCCCUUUCUCAUUUUCAUCCUAUUUCCCCUUUCUCGUUAUUUGCACGGGUUAUCAACCAUUUUCAUCCUAUUUCCCCUUUCUCGUUAUUUGCAUGGGUUAUCAACCAUUUUCAUCCUAUUUCUCCUUUCUCGUUAUUUGCACGGGUUAUCAUCCAUUUUCAUUCUAUUCCCCCUUUCUCGUUAUUUGCACGGGUUAUCAACCAUUUUCAUCCUAUUUCCCCUUUCUCGUUAUUUGCACGGGUUAUCAACCAUUUUCAUCCUAUUUCCCCUUUCUCGUUAUUCGCACGGGUUAUCAACCAUUUUCAUCCUAUUUCCCCUUUCUCGUUAUUUGCACGGGUUAUCAACCAUUUUCAUCCUAUUUCCCCUUUCUCGUUAUUCGGACGAGGGUUAUCAACCAUUUUCAUCCUAUUUCCCCUUUCUCGUUAUUUGCACGGGUUAUCAACCAUUUUCAUCCUAUUUCCCCUUUCUCGUUAUUUGCGGGUUAUCAACCAUUUUCAUCCUAUUUCCCUUUCUAUUUAUUCCGCAAACUGUCAACCAUUUUCCAUCCUAUUUUUCUCGUUAUUUGCAUGGUUAUCAACCAUUUUCAUCCCUAUUUCCCCUUUCUCGUUAUUUGCAGGGUUAUCAACCAUUUUCAUCCUAUUUCCCCUUUCUCGUUAUUUGCGGGUUAUCAACCAUUUUCAUCCUAUUUCCCCUUUUCUCGUUAUUUGCACGGGUUAUCAACCAUUUUCAUCCCUAUUUCCCCUUUCUCGUUAUUUGCAUGGGUUAUCAACCAUUUUCAUCCUAUUUCCCCUUUUCGUUAUUUGCACGGGUUAUCAACCAUUUUUUCAUCCUAUUUAACCCUUUUCUCGUUAUUUGCAGGUUAUCAACCAUUUUCAUCCUAUUUCCCUUUCUCGUUAUUUUGCACGGGUUAUCAACCAUUUUCAUCCUAUUUCCCCUUUUCGUUAUUCGCACGGGUUAUCAACCAUUUUCAUCCUAUUUCCCCUUUCUCGUUAUUUCGUUAUCAAACAUUUUCAUCCUUCCCUUUUCGGGUUAUCAACCAUUUUCAUCCUAUUUCCCCUUUCUCGUUAUUCGCACGGGCUAUCAAACAUUUUCCUCCUAUUUCCCCUUUCUUGUUAUUUGCACGGGUUAUCAACCAUUUUCAUCCUAUUUCCCCUUUCUCGUUAUUCGCACGGGUUAUCAACCAUUUUCAUCCUAUUUCCCCUUUCUCGUUAUUCGCACGGGCUAUCAAACAUUUUUCUCCUAUUUCCCCUUUCUUGUUAUUUGCACGGGUUAUCAACCAUUUUCAUUCUAUUCUCCCUUUCUCGUUAUUUGCAGGAGUUAUCAACCAUUUUCAUCCUAUUUCCCCUUUCUCGUUAUUUGCACGGGUUAUCAACCAUUUUCAUCCUAUUUCCCCUUUCUCGUUAUUCGCACGGGUUAUCAACCAUUUUCAUCCUAUUUCCCCUUUCUCGUUAUUUGUAUGGGUUAUCAACCAUUUUCAUCCUAUUUCCCCUUUCUCGUUAUUCGCAUGGGUUAUCAACCAUUUUCCUCCUAUUUCCCCUUUCUUGUUAUUUACAGGAGCUAUCAACCAUUUUCAUCCAAUUUCCCCUUUCUCGUUAUUCGCACGGGUUAUCAACAAUUUUCAUCCUAUUCCCCCAUUUUUCUCGUUAUUCGCAUUUGGGUUAUCAACCAUUUUCAUUCCUAUUUUCCCUUUUUCUCGUUAUUUGCACGGGUUAUCAACCAUUUUCAUCCUAUUUCCCCUUUCUCGUUAUUCGCACGGGUUAUCAACCAUUUUCAUCCUAUUUCCCCUUUCUCGUUAUUUGCACGGGUUAUCAACCAUUUUCAUCCUAUUUCCCCUUUCUCGCUAUUUCCACUUUCUCGUUAUUUGCACGGGUUAUCAACCAUUUUCAUCCUAUUUCCCCUUUCUCGUUAUUUGCACGGGUUAUCAACCAUUUUCAUCCUAUUUCCCCUUUCUCGUUAUUUGCACGGGUUAUCAACCAUUUUCAUCCUAUUUCCCCUUUCUCGUUAUUCGCACGGGUUAUCAACCAUUUUCAUCCUAUUUCCCUAUUUCUCGUUAUUUUUGGGUUAUCAACCAUUUCAUCCUAUUUUCCCCUUUUAUUAUUUGGGUUAUAAACCAUUUUCCUCCUAUUUCCCCUUUCUCGUUAUUUGCACGGGUUAUCAACCAUUUUCAUCCUAUUUCCCCUUUCUCGUUAUUUGCACGGGUUAUCAACCAUUUUCAUUCUAUUCCCCCUUUCUCGUUAUUUGCACGGGUUAUCAACCAUUUUCAUCCUAUUUCCCCUUUCUCGUUAUUUGCAUGGGUUAUCAACCAUUUUCAUCCUAUUUCCCCUUUCUCGUUAUUUGCACGGGUUAUCAACCAUUUUCAUCCUAUUUCCCCUUUCUCGUUAUUUGCACGGGUUAUCAACCAUUUUCAUCCUAUUUCCCCUUUCUCGUUAUUCGCACGGGUUAUCAACCAUUUUCAUCCUAUUUCCCCUUUCUCGUUAUUUGCAGGGGUUAUCAACCAUUUUCAUCCUAUUUCCCCUUUCUCGUUAUUUGCACGGGUUAUCAACCAUUUUCAUCCUAUUUCCCUUUUCUCGUUAUUCUCGUUUUGGGUUAUCAACCAUUUUCAUCCUAUUUCCCCUUUCUCGUUAUUUUUUCAUGGGUUAUCAACCAUUUUCAUCCUAUUCCCCUUUCUCGUUAUUUGCACGGGUUAUCAACCAUUUUCAUUUCUAUUUUCAUCCCCCUUUCUCGUUAUUCUCACGGGUUAUCAACCAUUUUUUCUAUUCCCUUUUCGUCGUUUUACGGGUUAUCAACCAUUUUUCAUCUAUUUUAUUUCUCGUUAUUCGCACGGAUUUAUCAACCAUUUUCAUCCUAUUCCCCCUUUCUCGUUAUUUGCACGGGUUAUCAACCAUUUUCAUCCUAUUUCCCUUUCUCGUUAUUCACGGGUUAUCAACCAUUUUCAUCCUAUUUCCCCCUUUCUCGUUAUUUGCACGGGAACCAUUUUAUCAACCCUUUUCCUCCUAUUUCCCCUUUCUCAUUAUUUAUUUUGGGUUAUCAACCAUUUUCAUCCCUAUUUCCCCUUUUCGUUAUUUUGCACUCAACCAUUUUCAUCCUAUUUCCCUUUCUCGUUAUUUGCACGGGUUAUCAACCAUUUCCCCUUUUCAUUCUGUUUCAAUCCCCUUUCUCGUUAUUUGCACGGGUUAUCAACCAUUUUCAUCUAUUUCCCCUUUUCUUUUUAUUUUGGGUUAUCAACCAUUUUUCAUCUCUAUUUCCCUUUUCUCGUUAUUUUGCACGGGUUAUCAACCAUUUUCAUCCUAUUUCCCCCUUUCUCGUUAUUUUUGGGUUAUCAACCAUUUUCAUCCUAUUUCCCUUUCUCGUUAUUUGCAUGGGUUAUCAACCAUUUUCAUCCUAUUUCCCCUUUCUCGUUAUUUGCUUUGGGUUAUCAACCAUUUUUCAUCCUAUUUCCCCUUUCUCUUUUAUUUGCACGGGUUAUCAACCAUUUUCAUCCUAUUUCCCUUUCUCGUUAUUUGCACGGGUUAUCAACCAUUUUCAUCCUAUUUCCCUUUCUCGUUAUUUGCACGGUUUAUCAACCAUUUUCAUCCUAUUUCCCCUUUCUCGUUAUUCUUUGGGUUAUCAACCAUUUUCAACUUUUCCCUUUCUCGUUAUUUGCACGGGUUAUCAACCAUUUUCAUCCUAUUUCCCCUUUCUCGUUAUUCGCACGGGUUAUCAACCAUUUUCAUCCUAUUUCCCCUUUCUCGUUAUUUCGCGGGUUAUCAACCAUUUUCAUCCUAUUUCCCCUUUCUCGUUAUUUGCAUGGGUUAUCAACCAUUUUCAUCCUAUUUCCCCUUUCUCGUUAUUUGCACGGGUUAUCAACAAUUUUCAUCCUAUUUCCCCUUUCUCGUUAUUUGCACGGGUUAUCAACCAUUUUCAUCCUAUUCCCCCCUUUCUCGUUAUUUGCAUGGGUUAUAAACCAUUUUAUCAUUUCCCCUUUCUCUUUAUUCCCAUUUUCAUCCUAUUUCCCCUUUCUCGUUAUUUGCACGGGUUAUCAACCAUUUUCAUCCUAUUUCCCCUUUCUCGUUAUUUGCACGGGUUAUCAACCAUUUUCAUCCUAUUUCCCCUUUCUCGUUAUUUGCAUGGGUUAUCAACCAUUUUCAUCCUAUUUCCCCUUUCUCGUUAUUUGCAUGGGUUAUCAAACCAUUUUCAUCCCUAUUUCCCCUUUUCUCGUUAUUUGCACGGGUUAUCAACCAUUUUUCAUCUUUCCCCCCUUUCUCGUCAUUUGCGGGGUUAUCAACUUUUCAUCUAUUUCCCCUUUCUCGUUAUUCGCACGGGUUAUCAACCAUUUUCAUCCUAUUUCCCCUUUCUCGUUAUUUGCACGGGUUAUCAACCAAUCUAUUUCCCCUUUCUCGUUAUUUUUUCAUCAACCAUUUUCAUCCUUUCUCGUUAUUUGCAUGGGUUAUCAACCAUUUUCAUCCUAUUUCCCCUUUCUCGUUAUUCGCACGGGUUAUCAACCAUUUUCAUCCUAUUUCCCCUUUCUCGUUAUUUACAGGAGUUAUCAACCAUUUUCAUCCUAUUUCCCGUUUCUCGUUAUUCGCACGGGUUAUCAACCAUUUUCAUCCUAUUUCCCCUUUCUCGUUAUUUGCACGGGUUAUCAACCAUUUUCAUCCUAUUUCCCCUUUCUCGUUAUUUGCACGGGUUAUCAACCAUUUUCAUCCUAUUUCCCCUUUCUCGUUAUUCACGGGUUAUUUCCAUUUCAUACUAUUUCCCUUAUUCAACUAUUUUCAUGCAUAUUUCCCCUUUCUCGUUAUUUGCAGGGUUAUCAACCAUUUUCAUCCUAUUUCCCCUUUCUCGUUAUUCGCACGGGUUAUCAACCAUUUUCAUCCUAUUCCCCUUUUCUCUUUAUUUGCACGGGUUAUCAACAUUUCACCUAUUUCCCCUUUCUCGUUUUUCGCAGGUUAUCCAUUUUCGUCCUAUUUCCUUUCUCGUUAUUUGCAAGGGUUAUCAACCAUUUUCAUCUAUUUCAUCCUUUCCCCUUUCUCGUUAUUUGCAAGGGGUUAUCAACCAAUCCAUUAUUUUCAUCAUUUCAUAUUUCCCCUUUCUCGUUAUUUUGCAGGGUUAUCAACCAUUUUCAUCCUAUUUCCCCUUUCUCGUUAUUUGCAUGGUUAUCAACCAUUUCAUUCUAUUUCCCCUUUCUCGUUAUUUGCACGGGUUAUCAACCAUUUUCAUCUUAUUUCCCCUUUCUCGUUAUUCGCACGGGUUAUCAACCAUUUCUCCUAUUUCCCCCUUUCUCUAUUUCAACCCUUUUCAUCGUUACUUUCUCGUUAUUCACGGGUUAUCAACCAUUUUCAUCCUAUUUCCCUUUUCUCGUUAUUCGCACGGGUUAUCAACCAUUUUUUUCUAUUUCCCCUUUCUCGUUAUUCGCGGGGUUAUCCCAUUUUCAUCUAUUUCUCGUUAUUUGCAGGGGUUAUCAACCAUUUCAUCCUAUUUCCCCUUUCUCGUUAUUCCUUUUGGGUUAUCAACCAUUUUUCAUCCUAUUUCCUUUCUCGUUAUUCGCACGGGUUAUCAACCAUUUUCAUCCUAUUUCCCUUUUUCGUUAUUUCAGGCUAUCAACCAUUUUCAUCCUAUUUCCCUUUCUCGUUAUUCACGGGUUUUCAACCCCCCUAUUUCCCUUUCUCGUUAUUCGCACGGGUUAUCAACCAUUUUCAUCCUAUUUCCCCUUUCUCGUUAUUUGCAUGGGUUAUCAACCAUUUUCAUCCUAUUUCCCCUUUCUCGUUAUUUGCACAUUUUUUAUCAACCAUUUUUCAUCCUAUUUCCCAUUUUCUCGUUAUUCAUUAUUUUGGGUUAUAAACCAUUUCAUCUAUUUCCCCUUUCUCUUUAUUAUUUCAUUUGCACGGGUUAUCAACCAUUUUCAUCUAUUUCCCCUUUCUCGUUAUUUGCACGGGUUAUCAACCAUUUUUCAUCCUAUUUCCCCUUUCUCGUUAUUUCGUAUCGGGUUAUCAACCAUUUUCAUCUCUUUCCCCUUUCUCGUUAUUUGUUAUCAACGGGUUAUCAACCAUUUUCAUCCUAUUUCCCCUUUCUUGUUUUUCGGGUUUAUUUUCAUGUUCGUUAUUCCUUUGGGUUAUCAACCAUUUUCAUCCUAUUUCCCUUUCUCGUUAUUUGCACGGGUUAUCAACCAUUUUCAUUUCCCUAUUCCCCCCUUUCUCGUUAUUUGCAGGGUUUAUCAACCAUUUUCAUCCCUAUUUCCCCCGAAUUUUCUCAUUAUUUCCCCUUUCUCGUUAUCAACCAUUUUUCAUCCUAUUUCCCCUUUCUCGUUAUUCCUUUUGGGUUAUCAACCAUUUCAUCCUAUUUCCCCCUUUCUCGUUAUUUCCCAUGGGUUAUCAACCAUUUUUCAUUCUAUUUCCCCUUUCUCGUUUUUGCAGGAGUUAUCAACCAUUUUCAUCUAUUUCCCCUUUUCUCGUUAUUUGCAGAGGGUUAUCAACCAUUUUCAUCCUAUUUCCCCUUUCUCGUUAUUUGCAUGGUUAUCCAACCAUUUUCAUCCUUUUCCCCUUUCUCGUUAUUUCUUUGGGUUAUCAACCAUUUUUCCUAUUCCCCUUUCUCGUUAUUUACAGGGGUUCUCAACCAUUUCAUCCUAUUUCCCUUUCUCAUUAUUCGUUGGGUUAUCAACCAUUUUCAUCCCUAUUUCCCCUUUCUCGUUAUUUGCACGGGUAACCAUUUUAUCUAUUUCCCAUUUCUCGUUAUUUUUCAUGUUUUCUAUUUCCCCUUUCUCGUUAUUUGCACGGGUUAUCAACCAUUUCAUCCUAUUUCCCCUUUUCUCGUUAUUUGCACGGGUUAUCAACCAUUUUCAUCCUAUUUCCCCUUUCUCGUUAUUCUUUUUGGGUUAUCAACCAUUUUCAUCCAAUUCCCCCUUUCUCGUUAUUUGCACGGGUUAUCAACCAUUUUCAUCCCUGUUUCCCCUUUCUCGUUAUUUGCUGGGUUAUCAACCAUUUCAUUCUUUCUCCUUUCUCGUUAUUUGCAGGUUAUCAACCAUUUUUCAUCCUAUUCCCCCUUUCUCGUUAUUUUUUUUGGGUUAUCAACCAUUUUCAUCUAUUUCCCCUUUCUCAUUAUUUGCAGGGGUUAUCAACCAUUUUCAUCCUAUUUCCCCUUUCUCAUUAUUUCGCAGGAGUUUAUCAACCAUUUCAUCACCUUUCUCGUUAUUUCCCCAUUUUUUCUAUUUCCUUUUAUUUUCACGGGUUAUCAACCAUUUUCAUCAUUUUCGUUAUCAACCAUUUUUCCUCUUUCCCCCUUUCUCGUUAUUUGCACGGGUUAUCAACCAUUUUCAUCCUAUUUCCCCUUUCUCUUUAUUCGCACGGGUUAUCAACCAUUUUCAUCCUAUUUCCCCUUUCUCGUUAUUUGCAUGGGUUAUCAACCAUUUUCAUCCUAUUUCCCCUUUCUCGUUAUUUGCAGGGGUUAUCAACCAUUUUCAUCCUAUUUCCCCUUUCUCGUUAUUUGCACGGGUUAUCAACCAUUUUCAUCCUAUUUCACCUUUCUCGUUAUUUGCACGGGUUAUCAACCAUUUUCAUGCUAUUUCCCCUUUCUCGUUAUUCGCACGGGUUAUCAACCAUUUUCAUCCUAUUUCCCCUUUCUCGUUAUUUGCAUGGGUUAUCAACCAUUUUCAUCCUAUUUCCCCUUUCUCGUUAUUUGCACGGGUUAUCAACCAUUUUCAUCUAUUUCCCCUUUCUCGUUAUUCCAUGGGUUAUCAACCAUUUUCAUCCUAUUUCCCCCCUUUCUCGUUAUUUGCUUGGGUUUAUCAACCAUUUCAUCUAUUCCCCUUUUCGUUAUCUUUUGGUUAUCAACCAUUUUCCAUCUACCUUUUCCCUUUUCGUUAUUUCUUUCUCGUUGGGUUAUCAACCAUUUUCAUUCUAUUCCCCUUUCUCGGGUUUCAUCAUCUAUUUCCCCUUUCUCGUUAUUUGCACGGGUUAUCAACCAUUUUCAUCCUAUUUCCCUUUCUCGUUAUUUUGGGUUAUCAACCAUUUUCAUCCUAUUUCCCCUUUCUCUUUAUUCCUUUUGUGUUAUCAACCAUUUUCAUCUAUUUCCCCUUUCUCGUUAUUUGCGCAGGUUAUCAACCAUUUUCAUCCAAUUUCCCCUUUCUCUUUAUUUUCACGGGUUAUCAACCAUUUCAGGCUAUUUCCCCUUUCUCGUUAUUUACGGGUUUCAACCAUUUUCAUCAUUUCCCUUUCUCGUUAUUUGCGGGUUAUCAACCAUUUUCAUCCUAUUCCCCCUUUCUCGUUAUUUGCAUGGGUUAUCAACCAUUUUCAUCCUAUUUCCCCUUUCUCGUUAUUUGGGUUGGCUAUCAACCAUUUUCAUCCUAUUUCCCCUUUCUCGUUAUUCCUUUUGAGUUUAUAAACCAUUUUUCAUCCUAUUUCCCCUUUCUCGUUAUUCGCAGGAGUUAUCAACCAUUUUCAUCCUAUUUCCCCUUUCUCGUUAUUUGCACUUUGGUUUAUCAUCCAUUUCAUUUUCCCCUUUCUCAUUAUUUGCACGGAGGUUAUCAACCAUUUUCAUCUAUUUCCCCUUUCUCUUUAUUCGGACGGGUAAUCAACCAUUUUCAUCCUAUUUCCCCCUUUCUCGUUAUUUACAUUUGGGUUAUCAACCAUUUUCAUCCUAUUUCCCCUUUCUCAUUAUUCGCACGGGUUAUCAACCAUUUUCAUCCUAUUUCCCCUUUCUCGUUAUUUGCACGGGUUUAUCAUUUUCAUCCCAUUCCCUUUCUCGUUAUUUUUGGGUUAUCAACCUCAUUCCUAUUCCCCUUUCUCGUUAUUUCACGGGUUUAUCAACCAUUUCAUCUAUUUCCCCUUUCUCGUUAUUUGGGGUUAUCAACCAUUUUUCAUCCGUUAUUUCAAGGGUUUCAACCGUUAUCUGUUUUUCUCGUUAUUUACCGGGUUAUCAACCAUUUUCAUCCAUUUCCCUUUCUCGUUUUUUUUGGGUUAUCAACCAUUUCAUCCUAUUUAACCUUUCUCGUUAUUUACGGGUUAUCAACCAUUUUCAUUCUAUUCCCCUUUCUCGUUAUUUGCACGGGUUAUCAACCAUUUUCAUUUCUUUCCCCUUUCUCGUUAUUUGCAGGGGUUAUCAACCAUUUUCAUCCCUAUUUCCCCUUUUCGUUAUUCUUUGGUUAUCUUCAUUUCAUCCUUAUUUCCCCUUUCUCUUUAUUCGCACGAGUUAUCAACCAUUUUCAUCCUAUUUCCCCCUUUCUCGUUAUUCCUUUGGGUUAUCAACCAUUUUCAUCCUAUUUCCCCUUUCUCGUUAUUUGCAUGGUUAUCAACCAUUUUUCAUCCUAUUUCCCUUUUCGUUAUUUCUUUCAACCAUUUUUUCACCUUUCUCGUUAUUUUUAUCCCAUUUUCCUAUUUUCUCGUUAUUUCACUUUGGGUUAUCAACCAUUUUCAUCCUAUUUCCCUUUCUCGUUAUUUGCAGGGUUAUCAACCAUUUCAUCCCUGUUUCCCCUUUCUCGUUAUUUUCUUUGGGUUAUCAACCAUUUUCAUCCUAUUUCCCCUUUCUCGUUAUUUCGCACGGGUUAUCAACCAUUUUCAUCCUAUUUCCCCUUUCUCGUUAUUUGCAGGUUUAUCAACCAUUUUCAUUAUUUCCCCUUUUCUCCUGUUUUCAUCCUUUCCCUUUCUCGUUAUUCACGGUUAUCAACCAUUUCAUCCUAUUUCCCCUUUCUCGUUAUUUUCACGGGUUAUAAACCAUUUUCGUUAUUCCUAACCAUUUCCCCUUUCUUUUUUAUUCACAUGGGUUAUCAACCAUUUCAUCCUAUUUCCCCUUUUCUCGUUAUCAACCAUUUUCAUCUAUUUCCCCUUUCUCGUUAUUUUUGGGUUAUCAACUAUUUUUCAUCCUAUUUCCCCUUUCUCUUUAUUCACUUUUGGGUUAUCAACCAUUUUCAUCCUAUUUCCCCUUUCUCGUUAUUUUGGGUUAUCAACCAUUUCAUCCUAUUUCCCCUUUCUCGUUUUUUGCGGGGGUUAUCAACCAUUUUUCAUCGUUAUUUUGCACGGGUUUCAACCAUUUCAUCUUUCCCCUUUCUCGUUAUUCACACGGGUUAUCAACCAUUUUCAUUCUAUUCCCCCUUUCUCGUUAUUUGCACGGGUUAUCAACCAUUUUCAUGCUAUUUCCCCUUUCUCUUUAUUCGCACGGGCUAUCAACCAUUUUCAUCCUAUUUACCCUUUCUCGUUAUUUGCAUGGGUUAUAAACCAUUUUCAUCCUAUUUCCCUUUUCUCGUUAUUUACAGGAGUUAUCAACCAUUUUCAUCCUAUUUCCCGUUUCUCGUUAUUUGCACGGGUUAUCAACCAUUUUCAUCCUAUUUCCCCUUUCUCUUUAUUCGCACGGGUUAUCAACCAUUUUCAUCCUAUUUCCCCUUUCUCGUUAUUGCAUGGGGUAAUCAACCAAUUUUUCAUCCUAUUUCCCCUUUCUCUCGUUAUUUGCAUGGGUUAUCAACCAUUUCAUCCUAUUUCCUUUUUUCGUUAUUCACAUUUUUUCAACCAUUUCAUUCUAUUUCCCUUUCUCGUUAUUUCACGGGUUAUCAACCAUUUUCAUCCUAUUUCCCCUUUCUCGUUAUUCACCUUUGGGUUUAUCAACCAUUUCCUCCUAUUUCCCCUUUUCUCGUUAUUGCUCAGGUUAUCAACCAUUUUCAUCCUAUUUCCCCUUUCUCGUUAUUUGCACGGGUUAUCAACCAUUUUUCAUUCAUUCCCCCUUUCUCGUUGUUGCACGGGUUUCCCAUUUUUCCUCGUUUCCCCUUUCUCGUUAUUCGCACGGGUUAUCAACCAUUUUCAUUCUAUUUCCCCUUUCUCUUUAUUUGCACGGGUUAUCAGCAACCAUUUUCAUCCUAUUUCCCCUUUCUCGUUAUUUACAUGGUUAUCAACCAUUUCAUCCCUGUUCUCCCUUUCUCCAGUUAUCAUCCAUUUUCAUUCUUCCCCUUUUCGUUAUUUGCACGGGUUAUCAAUCAUUUUCAUCCUAUUUUUUCUCGUUAUUUUUUGAGGGUUAUCCAACCAUUUUCAUUCUAUUUCACUUUUCUCGUUAUUCGCACGGGUUAUCAACAUUUUCAUCCAUUUCCUUUCUCUUUAUUUCCUAUCAACCAUUUUCAUGCUAUUUCCUUUCUCGGGUUAUCAGCCAUUUCAUCCCUAUUUCCCCUUUCUCGUUAUUUGCAGGGUUAUCAACCAUUUCAUCCCUAUCUCCCCUUUCUCGUUAUUUUGGGUUAUCCAUUUUUCAUCCUAUUUAUCCCUUUCUCGUUAUUUUCACGGGUUAUCACAUUUUUCAUCCCAUUUCCCCUUUUCAUCCCAUUUUUCCCCUUUCCCCUUUCUUUUUAUUUGCACGGGUUAUCAACCAUUUUCAUCCCUAUUUCCCCUUUCUCGUUAUUUGCAGGGGUUAUCAACCAUUUUCAUCCUAUUUCCCCCUUUCUCGUUAUUCGCGGGGUUCAACCAUUUCAUCCAAUUUCACCUUUCUCUUUUUAUUUCAUCCAACCAUUUUCCUAUUUCCCCUUUCUCGUUAUUCCUUUUGGGUUAUCAACCAUUUUCAUCCUAUUUCCCCUUUCUCAUUAUUUGCAUGGGUUAUCAACCUUUCAUCCAUUUCUCGUUAUUCCUAUUUUCCCCUUUUUCCUCUUUCUUGUUAUUUGCAUGGUUUCAACCAUUUCAACCAUUUUCAUCCUAUUUCCCCUUUCUCGUUAUUUUGCAUUUCUGUUGUGCUUUGGGUUAUCAACCAUUUUCAUCCUAUUUUCUCCUUUCUCGUUAUUUUGCAAGGGUUAUCAUCCAUUUCAUUCUAUUCCCUUUUCUUUGUUAUUGUUCGGGUUAUCAACCAUUUCCAUUCUAUUUGUUAUUUGCAGGGUUAUCAACCAUUUUUCAUCUAUUUCCAUUUCUCGUUAUUUGCACGGGUUAUCAACCAUUUUUUCAUCCUAUUUCCCCUUUCUCGUUAUUUUGGGUUAUCAACCAUUUUCUUCCAUUUUCUUUAUUCUUUUUUUCCCCUUUUCUCGUUAUUUACCUUGGGUUAUCAACCAUUUUCAUCCUAUUUGUCACUAUCAACCAUUUUCUUUAUUUCCAUGGGUUAUCAACCAUUUUUCAUCCUGUUUCCAUUUCUCGUUUUCUCAUUUUAUUCUAUUCCCCCUUUCUCGUUAUUUUUGGUUAUCAACCAUUUUCAUCCUAUUUCGGGCCCUUUUUCUCGUUAUUUUUUUCUCGGGUUAUCAACCAUUUUCAUCCCUCUUCCCCUUUCUCGUUAUUCGUUAUCAACUUAAUUUCAUCCAUUUCCUUUCUCGUUAUUUUAUCAACCAUUUUCAUCCUAUUUCCCUUUCUCGUUAUUUGCGGGUUAUCAACCAUUUUCAUCCUAUUUCUCCUUUCUCGUUAUUUGCACGGGUUAUCAACCAUUUCAUCCUAUUUCCCCUUUCUCGUUAUUUGCAGAUUAUCAAGGUUUAUUUCAACCAUUUUCAUCCCUAUUCCCUUUCUCGUUAUUCCCGGGUUUCAACCAUUUUCCUUAUUUCCCUUUCUCGUUAUUUGCACGGGUUAUCAACCAUUUUCAUCCUAUUUCCCCUUUCUCGUUAUUUGCAGGGUUAUCAACCAUUUUCAUCCUAUUUCCCUUUCUCGUUAUUGGGUUAUCAACCAUUUUUCAUCCUAUUUCCCCUUUCUCGUUAUUUGCACGGGUUUUCAACCCAUUUUCAUCCUAUUUCCCCUUUCUCGUUGUUAUCUUUGGGUUAUCAACCAUUUCAUCAAUUCCGCCUUUCAGUUAUUUGUUGGGUUAUCAACCAUUUUCAUCCUAUUUCCCUUUCUCGUUAUUCCUUUUGGGUUAUCAACCAUUUUCAUCCCUUUUUCCCUUUUCUCGGUUUAUCAACCAUUUUCAUCCUAUUUCCCUUUCUCGUUAUUUGCACGGGUUAUCAAAUCCAUUUUCAUCCUAUUUCCCCAUUAUUUUUUUUCUCGUUAUUUGCUGGGUUUAUCAACCAUUUUCAUCCUAUUUCCCCUUUCUCGUUAUUUGUAGGAGUUAUCAACCAUUUUCAUCCUUAUAUCCCUUUUCGUUAUUUGCAUGGGUUAUCCCCUAUUUCCCUUUCUCGUUAUUUUUCAUCCUAUUUCCUUUCUCUUUUAUUCGCACGGUUAUCAACCAUUUUCAUCCUAUUUCCCCUUUCUCGUUAUUUGCACGGGUUAUCAACCAUUUUUCAUCCUAUUUCCCUUUCUCGUUAUUCACACGGGUUAUCAAAUCAUUUUCAUCCUAUUUCCCUUUCUCGUUAUUUGCAUGGAAUUUAUCAACCAUUUUCAUCCUAUUUCCCCUUUUCUCGUUAUUUACACGGGUUAUCAACCAUUUUCAUCCUAUUUCCCUUUUUCUCGUUAUUUGCACGGGUUAUCAACCAUUUUCAUUCUAUUUCACUUUUCUCGUUAUUUGCACGGGUUAUCAACCAUUUUCAUCCUAUUUCCCUUUCUCGUUAUUCAAAAAUGGGUUAUAAACCAUUUCAUUCUAUUUCCCUUUCUCGUUAUUCACAGGGGUUAUCAAACCAUUUUCAUCCUAUUUCCUUUUUCUCGUUAUUUGCAGGAGUUAUCAAACAUUUUCAUCCUAUUUCCCCUUUCUCGUUAUUCGCAUGGGUUAUCAACCAUUUUCAUCCUAUUUCCCUUUCUCGUUAUUUGCAUGGGUUUAUAAACCAUUUUCAUCCUAUUUCCUUUUUCUCGUUAUUUGCACGGGUUAUCAACCAUUUUCAUCCCUAUCCCUUUCUCGUUAUUUGCACGGGUUAUCAACCAUUUUCAUCCUAUUUCCCCUUUCUCUUUAUUUUUUGGGGUUAUCAACCAUUUUCCAUCCUAUUUCCCUUUCUCGUUAUUCGCACGGGUUAUCAACCAUUUUCAUUUUAUUUCCCUUUCUCGUUAUUUGCACGGGUUAUCAACCAUUUUCAUCUAUUUCCCUUUCUCAUUAUUUCAUGGGUUAUCAACCAUUUUCAUCCUAUUUCCCCUUUCUCGUUAUUUGCACGGGUCAUCAUCCAUUUUCAUCCUAUUUCCCCUUUCUCGUUAUUUGCAUGGGUUUAUCAACCAUUUUUCAUCCUAUUUCCCCUUUCUCGGGUUAUCAACCAUUUUCAUCCUAUUUCUCAUUUUCGUUAUUUCACGGGUUAUCAACCAUUUUCAUCCUAUUUCCCCUUUCUCGUUAUUCGCAUGGGUUAUCAACCAUUUUCAUCCUAUUUCCAUUUUCGUUAUUUGCGGGCCAUCAACCAUUUUCAUCCUAUUUUCUUCUCGUUAUUUGCACGGGUUAUAAACCAUUUUCAUUCUAUUUCCCUUUUCUGUUAUUCGCACGGGUUAUCAUCCAUUUUCAUCCUAUUUCCCCUUUCUCGUUAUUUGCACGGGUUAUCAACCAUUUUCAUCCUAUUUCCCUUUCUUAUUAUUUGCACGGGUUAUCAACCAUUUUCAUCCUAUUUUCCUUUUCUCUCGUUAUUUGCACGGGUUAUCAUCCAUUUUCAUUUUAUUUCCCCUUUCUCGUUAUUUGUUUUUUGGGUUAUCAACCAUUUUCAUCCUAUUUCCCUUUCUCGUUAUUUGCAUGGGUUAUCAACCAUUUUCAUCCCUAUUUCCCUUUCUCGUUAUUUUACGGGUUAUCAAACCAUUUUCAUCCUAUUUCCCCUUUCUCGUUAUUUGCACGGGUUAUCAACCAUUUUCAUCUAUUUCUUUCUCGUUAUUUGCAGGGGUUAUCAACCAUUUUCAUCCUAUUCCCCUUUCUCGUUAUUUGCAGGUUAUCAAACCAUUUUCAUCUAUUUCCCCUUUCUCGUUAUUCGUACGGGUUAUCAACCAUUUUCAUCCUAUUUAUCCUUUCUCGUUAUUUGCACGGUUAUCAUCCAUUUUCAUCCUAUUUCCCUUCUCAUUAUUUGCAUAAGCUAUCAACCAUUUUCAUCCUAUUUCCCCUUUCGUUAUUUGCAUGGGUUAUCAACCAUUUUUCAUCCUAUUUCCCCUUUCUCGUUAUUUAAUGGGUUAUCAACCAUUUUCAUCCCUAUUUCCCUUUCUCAUUCGUUAUUUGCACGGGUUAUCAACCAUUUUCAUCCUAUUUCCCUUUCUCGUUAUUUGCACGGGUUAUCAACCAUUUUCAUCCUAUUUCUCCUUUUUCUCGUUAUUUGGGUUAUCAUCCAUUUUCAUUCUAUUCCCCUUUUCGUUAUUUGCACGGGUUAUCAACCAUUUUCAUCCUAUUUCCCCUUUCUCGUUAUUUUUUUUGGUUAUCAACCAUUUUCAUCCUAUUUCCCUUUCUCGUUAUUCGCACGGGUUAUCAACCAUUUUCAUCCUAUUUCCCCUUUCUCGUUAUUUGCACGGGUUAUCAUCCAUUUUCAUUCUAUUCCCCCUUUCUCGUUAUUUGCACGGGUUAUCAACCAUUUUCAUCCUAUUUCCCCUUUCUCGUUAUUUGUAGGGGUUAUCAACCAUUUUCAUCCUAUUUCCCCUUUCUCGUUAUUCGCACGGGUCAUCAACCAUUUUCAUCCUAUUUCACCUUUCUCGUUAUUUGCACGGGUUAUCAACCAUUUUCAUGCUAUUUCCCCUUUCUCGUUAUUCGCACGGGUUAUCAACCAUUUUCAUCCUAUUUCCCCUUUCUCGUUAUUCGGAAUUUGCAUGGGUUAUUUCCCCUUUCCGUUAUUUUCGAGUUAUCAACCAUUUCAUCCUAUUUACUUUUCGUUAUUCGCACGGGGUUAUCAACCAUUUCCUCCUAUUUCCCCCUUCUCGUUAUUUGCACGGGUUAUCAACCAUUUUCAUCCCUAUUUCCCCUUUCUCGUUAUUUGCACGGAAUUUAUCAACCAUUUUCAUCUUAUUUCCCUUUCUCUCGUUAUUCCUUUUUGGGUAUUCAACCAUUUUUUCCCUAUUUCAUCGUUAUUUCUCGUUUAUUUGCAUGGUUUAUCAAUCAAUCCUUUUCUUUUCAUCCUAUUUCCCAUUUUUCUCGUAAUUUUUACGGGUUAUCAACCAUUUUCAUCCUAUUUCCCCUUUCUCGUUAUUUGCAUAGGUUAUCAACCAUUUCAUCCUAUUUCCCCUUUCUCGUUAUUUGCAGGAUUUAUCAACCAUUUUCAUCCUAUUCCCCUUUCUCGUUAUUUGCAGGAUUUAUCAACCAUUUUCAUCCUAUUUCCCUUUCUCAUUUAUUUGCACGGGUUAUCAACCAUUUUCAUCCUAUUUCCCCUUUCUCGUUAUUUCACGGGUUAUCAACCAUUUUCAUUCUAUUUCCCCCCUUUCUCGUUAUUUGCCGGGUUAUCAACCAUUUUUCAUCUAUUUCCCCUUUCUCGUUAUUUGCACGGGUUAUCAACCAUUUUUCAUCCUAUAUCCCCUUUUCUCGUUAUUUGCACGGGUUAUCAACCAUUUUCAUUCUAUUCCCCUUUCUCGUUAUUUGCACGGGUUAUCAACCAUUUUCAUUCUAUUUCCCCUUUCUCGUUAUUUUGUACGGGUUAUCAACCAUUUUCAUGCUAUUUCACCUUUCUCGUUAUUUGCACAGGUUUAUCAACCAUUUUCAUCCUAUUUCCCUUUCUCGUUAUUUUUGGGUUAUCAACCAUUUUUCAUCCUAUUUCCCCUUUCUCAUUAUUUGCAUGGGUUAUCAACCAUUUUCAUUCUAUUCCCACUUUCUCGUUAUUUGCACGGGUUAUCAACCAUUUUCCUCCUAUUCCCCCUUUCUCGUUAUUCGCACGGGUUAUCAACCAUUUUCCUCCUAUUCCCCCUUUCUCGUUAUUUGCACGGGUUAUCAACCAUUUUCAUCCUAUUUCCCCUUUCUCGUUAUUUGCACGGGUUAUCAACCAUUUUCAUUCCUGUUUUCCCCUUUCUCGUUAUUUGCACGGGUUAUCAACCAUUUUUCAUCCCAUUUCCCUUUCUCGUUAUUCUUUGGGGUUAUCAACCCUUUUUUCCUCCUAUUCCCGUUCGUUAUUUGCACGUGUUAUCAACCAUUUUCCUCCUAUUUCCCCUUUCUCGUUAUUCGCACGGGUUAUCAACCAUUUUCAUUCUAUUCCCCCUUUCUCGUUAUUUGCACGGGUUAUCAACCAUUUUCAUCCUAUUCCCUUCUCGUUAUUUUGGGUUAUCAACCAUUUUCCUCCUAUUCCCCCCUUUCUCGUUAUUUGCACGGGUUAUCAACCAUUUCCUCCUAUUCCCCCUUUCUCGUUAUUCAACCAUUUUCCUCCUAUUUUUAUUUUUUACGUGUUAUCAACCAUUUCCCUCCUAUUCCCUCUUUCUCGUUAUUUGCAGGAGUUAUCAACUAUUUUCAUCCUAUUUCCCUUUUCUCGUUAUUUUUUUGAGGCAAUCGCCCAUGCCGAUUUGUAA